Phlebotomus argentipes is the source of this 2432-nucleotide messenger RNA. RefSeq names its product dipeptidase 1-like. The transcript has 5 exons. Gene Ontology annotation, molecular function: metallodipeptidase activity. Gene Ontology annotation, biological process: proteolysis. Lineage: Eukaryota; Metazoa; Arthropoda; Insecta; Diptera; Psychodidae. The coding region runs from base 304 to 1953 and encodes 549 amino acids. The record is from RefSeq and is a predicted model, not a curated record.
AAGUAGCCGUGAAUGGUAGUGCUUCCGAAUCGCGUCGCUUCCGCCAAGUGUUUUCCCUGCUCAGAGUGCCUCAGCCGGGAAAUUGUGGCCAUCAUUUGAGUGUAAAAAGUCCAGUGGACUGAGGAAAAACGCGCAUUUUGGAGGAGUGUUGGCAGAGUGACGAGGGUGAGAAUGCUGUGAAGAGGAGCUUUUUCUUCUUUCGGCAUCACGACAGUGUUGGAGAGUAAAUAGAAAGGAAAAAAAAUCCAUCAAAGUCCUCAAUCGCGGUGGGAGAGUGUGAGUGACGGCGAGAGACCCUUUCGCAUGUUAAUGACUUCAGGACAAUGGGAUGUCCGCGCACUGGAGGCCCUGGAGCGAGAGGCGUCAGAUCUAUUUGAUGUCCUCGAUGUGCCAGAGCGCCUCCGGCCGCCGCCGGCCAAGACCGCCGUGAUGGAUUUGGAGCUGCAGGAUCACAUCAAGCACUGCUCCUGCUCCUGCAACCACAUGGGCUACGGCAACUACAUGGACUACCAGCAAACCUCCUGCUUCGGCGGUCUGCCCGACGUCACGGAGCACACGCACAGCAAUCGGACGUCCACGCACAAGGAGCUCAGCUCCAGCACCGAGUCCCUGGCCGUCAACAACUCCACACCCGGCGAGCGACACUCCAUGAAGAGCCUCACGCCGCCAUCCACGCAGUCCUCGAUCAAGGACCGCGAGAGAGGCUCGGCGGCCGCGGAGAACGAGCGCAAGUGGUGCUUCUUCGUCGUGACAUUCUUCGUCGCCCUCACGGUCUGCGUGGUGAUCCUGAGUCUCCUGGUUGAGGUGUUUCUGGGCCAGAGAACUGACAGAUCGUCGCAGGCGCUCAGGAUCGACAUUGUGAGGCGACUCUUGGAGGAAACGCCGCUAAUUGAUGGCCACAAUGAUUUACCGUGGAAUAUUAAGCGCUACUCGCACAAUAGAUUGGAGUACUUGAAUUUCACCGAAGGCGUGCGGAGCACCGAGCCGUGGAGCAACUCUCAGUGGAGCCACACUGACAUCCCUCGCCUCAGACAGGGGCUCAUCGGGGCGCAAUUCUGGUCCGCCUACGUUCCGUGCGAGGCUCAGGGUCUGGACGCCGUGCAGCUGGCGCUGGAGCAGAUUGAUGUCAUCCAGCGCUUCACUGAGCUCUAUGACAAGCACACCGCCUUGGCCCAAUCCUCGCAGGACAUCAUCACGAUGCACCGACGUGGACUGUUCGCGUCGCUGAUCGGCGUUGAGGGUGGCCACGCUCUGGGCUCCUCUCUGGGCGUCCUGCGCUCCCUGUACGAUCUGGGCGUGCGAUAUCUCACCCUCACGCACACCUGCGACAACACCUGGGCAGGAGCAGCGCCCUCCAAUGACCGCGGACUCACGGCGUUCGGGCGCGCCGUCGUCAAGGAGAUGAACAGAAUCGGGGUGAUUAUCGACUUGUCUCACUCCUCAGACGCCACUGCCAAGGACGUCCUGGAAGCCACCAGGGCGCCCGUGAUGUUCUCCCACUCGGCCGCCAGGGCGCUCUGCAAUGCCACAGGAAAUAUCGGCGAUGACAUCCUGCGACUUGUGGCGGACAACGGAGGGAUUGUCAUGGUGAGCUUCUACGCUCUGCACGUGGCUUGCUCCCGGCAGGCAACUGUUCAGGACGUGAUUCAGCACAUCCGCCACAUCCGGGCAGUGGCGGGAAUCCAACACGUGGGAAUUGGAGCUGGCUUUGACGGGAUUGACGCCACACCGAUGGGCCUCGAGGACGUCUCGAAGUAUCCUGAGCUCUUUGCCAGCCUCCUCGAGGAUUCCGGCUGGACGGAGAAUGACAUUGGCCUGCUGGCGGGCAAGAACUUCCUGCGCGUCUUCAAGUCGGUGGAGAAUGUGCGAGACUACUGGAAGAGCGCCAAUAUUCUUCCCAAUGAGAAUGUGGAGCCGCCUAAGAAGUCUCCAUGCGCCUAUAUGCCACUCUAGCGCUCAGCCCAGACGCAGUCGGUGACUGUGUGAAUCCUAAUCUCUCCAGGAGAGUGGCAAGGAAGUAAAAGUAUCAAAACGGUGUUUAGAAUAUAGAGAUUGUGCGGUUCUAUUCAAGCUCUCUGUCUCUCUCUCCAAGGUUUCAUGUGAAAAUCUUGUCCUUCUGACUAAAAAUAAGAUUAUAUUGGAAAAUGCCUCUGAAUAGACAAUUUUCCAACCCAAAGUCACCUUCUGAGCGAGAAUAGAACCCGAAACUGCGUGUGAAAGUGAGUAUCUUCACCACCCUGAUCCUCCAUCCUGAUGGAUAAGUCCCUUUCCAACAGGUAAAUUCCUAUGGAAGAUGAUGCAAAACAGAAACUGAAUAUAAAGUGUGAUAAUCAUCAAUCAAGUGAGAUGUGGGAAAAAAAAGGGAGCCACAUGAGAUGUAAUAUGGAAUUAAGAUACUGUAUGAGUGUUUGAAUAAAUGUGUUAAUUUUCUG